AUGGUCAAGCUGCAGAAUAAUCAGGAAAGACCCGUGCCCACCAGCUACACCCGAGUCAACAAUAAGCCGAAGGAACUUGUAAACCAGCCGAGAGUCAUGGAAAGCGGAGAAGCUCAGGCGAAACCACGGAAAAGACGGUUUUGCGAUGAGCCUUUCUACAUGCCCAUGCAAACAGAGGAAACGACACAGAACAUGAAUACGGAGAACAAUGAGGAGGCCUCAGCAGCCCAGACAGCACCCAUGGAUGUGGACACGGAAGAAAAGCCAGCCGACGAAGAUUGUGAGAUUUUUUCUACUUUCCUCUAGUUUCCUGGCCCAUCUGUUGCUUACUCAAAGUGUGGAAUGGGCACGAUGUACUUUCAUGUACUGCCAAAAUGUGAAAAAUUUGAAAGUUAGCGCCAUCCUCGUUGCUUUCCAAAAUUGUUAGUUGAGGGGCGGCAGUUUUCGUUUUUCGACUAUGUAUACUUAUAAUUUGCAAGAGAUUUUCGGUAUUUCGCAGCAGCGGUAAAGAGUGAACGUAAAGCGACGUGUCCGACUAGCAAAUUCAUAGUGGGAGUAGCAUUUUCUGAAAUCACUGAAGCAUGUGGAUGUUUCUGGAAAAUUGGGUUCAUUUUUUGUCUAAAUUGCAGGGUUGGAGGAGUUGUACGCCGAGCCGGUUGAAGAAGAUUUCAACAACGGAAUCACGGCUUACCUUCGUCUCUUCGACAGUGUAUGUCUGAAGCCAGAAGAGAUUCGGCAGCUAACACCAGACGUACAGAUUUGUCUGAAAAUGGCCGAAUCUGAUUAUGAGGCUACUGAACAUGGUUACCGCACAUUUUCAAGAGCUGUCUAUCUGCUCGCUUCGUUGUUCGUCCAUAAGACGCCGAUGUUGGGUUUCGGAAGCGAGUUCAAAUAUCUGAGAAAGAUGGACGCCGAGAUCAUGGGCCCGUUGAUCUUUGUGCUGGCGAGAAUCAAGUACCCUGCCGCGCACUUUGGACACAUGCGCCACGUGAAGACGCUUCUGGAGAGUCUCGGAGUGAACCACCCGGCCAAUGUUCUCGUGUCCUGGGUCUUGAAUGAGAUGAAGUGGAUGGGACGCCAAGGUCGGAGCAUCUACAACGUUCCGAGAAGAAUAGACAAUGGACCCGAGUGGAUCGAUGCGCCGUUCUUUUACGAAAACAUGUACGAAAGACAGCACAUGGAGCUGGAUAUGCCAACCAAGACACUGCUGGUAUUGUACCGAGAGCACGUGGUCGGCCUCCCAGACCUCUCUUUCAAUCGGAUCAAAGCGCACCUCAUUAGAAGAAAAAGAGCGGAGCUGACCCGAAACCACUGGAAAGAAUAUUGA
Caenorhabditis sp. 36 PRJEB53466 is the source of this 1327-nucleotide messenger RNA. The record is from the annotation of a GenBank genome assembly. NCBI's taxonomy places the organism in Eukaryota, Metazoa, Nematoda, Chromadorea, Rhabditida, Rhabditidae.